CCCCAACACAUGCCUGGUCAAUGUAACCUACUUUAAAAGUCUGGUUAUAUAAUAUGUACGUUUUGUUGUUGUGUGUUUUCAGAGUUAAUUUGUGAGGUUGAGAUAAUUGUUUUAUCGAAAUGUAGGGUCCAAAGCGUUAUAAACAUUUGAAAGAGGAACAUUAAUGAUUUUUUUUUUAAUUGUUGAUUUAUGAGUGUUUAUUAUAUUUUAUAAAAGAUGGAGAACCAUUGUUUAUCAUUAUUAACAUCUCAUUUCCUAUGAAUUAUCUUCUAAGAUUUUUAUAUAAUGUCAUCUACAUCGAAGUAUCCUUCAAAAAAAUCAAAAGUUGAUGAAGGCUUGCAGGAGUCUAUUACAUUUGUCAAAACAUAUAUACUUACUCUUUCUGAUGAUGUUCUGUUGAUAAUUUGUUCUUAUUUAGAUCCAUUAGCUUUGUUGUCUCUUUCACAAACUUGUAGUCGACUGCAUAGAGUUUGUGCUGACAAGACUCUCUGGAAACAGGUUGAUGCUAGACAACAUGCAUUGACCAUAAAUUCUCUGAAGAAAUUCACUUAUUAUAUUCAAUCAAAUACUACCUUCUUAGCCAUUAAAGGUCCAGUGGAUACAUGUCAUAGUAAUUCAAAUGAUUCAAUUUCUAAAUGGUUUUUAAAUGUUAUUACAAAACAUGCACCACAACUGAGUUGUCUCAUCUUGGAAAACCAUGUCAUUGAUAGUGUCAAAGUUACUUUAGAGGAUUUUCCACCUUCCAUAGAACAUUUGGAAAUUCGAAAUUGUAUUAUGAAGAAUUUGUCUCUAAGGAGAUCUUAUUUCUAUAGAAUGGAAAAAACUCUGCCCAAGUUAAAGAAACUUGACUUGUCCUGCAACAGAUGGUUUGUACCUCACUCAUUGCUUGCCCUGAGCAAAAGUGAAACUUUGGAAACACUCAUCUUAGCUGGAUGUGAUGUUAGUGACUGUCUUCCAUAUGCUAGUCUUGCAGCUAAUUUUGGUUUCAGUGCGCUGCAACUUCUUGAUUUGAGAAAAACUUGUGUCAGUGAUAUUGAAUUAACUUGCUUCAAUCGAACUGCUACUUUACGUCAUCUUUAUCUUUGUGCCUCAGAACCAGAGUUAGCUGAAGCACAAGUUACUGAUUUUAGCAUUACCACUUUUGGUGGAGGUUCAAGGGAUGGUCAAGGGCCCUUGAACAUGGAGGAAGGCAUCAUUAUUAUUCAAGUUGGUUCUUAUCCACGCCCUGUAUGUAAACUUGAAACUCUAGUCGUAAAAAAUUAUCCUGGGAUUACUGAUGUUACGCUGAGACAUGCUGCUUCAUCUAUGAAACACCUUAAGUAUUUAGACGUUACAGGAACAGGUUGCUCUGAAGCUGGUAUCCUAGAUUUUAAAAAGAAUAGACCUGAUGUUCAGAUUGUUCCUGAUAUAAUAGCUGGUGAACAUAUCAAUAAUAGUUAAAAAAUUAUGUAAUAUAAAAUUUGUUUUUUAAUUUUGUUUAUGGAAUCUCCAAUUAAUUUAUUACUUUAUUUAAUAUAUUUUAUCUAAGUAUAGGAUCCAUUAUGUUUCUAUAAUGUAAGGUAUUAUGAUUUUGGUGAUAUAAUUAGUAAUGAAGUUUGUAAAAAAAAAAUUGAAUUCAUGUAGUUACUACCAAGUACCAUGUAUCAUUUUGUAUAUUAUAGAUAAAUAUUAGCUUAAGUUGUAAAAAAAAUAUUCUUAUUAAAUUAAAUUAAUCCUUGGAGAUAACAAAGGGUAGAAAACCCAGCAAUAAAAAAUAAUCCUUUGAUACAUUGCACUAUUUAUUUAUUUUUAUUAAAUAUAAUUAAAAUUAUUUUCAAUAAUUUUAAUUAUUGCCUUUUCUUACCCAUCAAAGCAUUUUUUUUCUUCAUUUUUUUAUUGCUUUUUAUUAAAAUAUGUUAAUCAAAGUAAAAAUAAUGUUCUUUAUCUUGUAAUGCAAACAGGACAGGAAGUGUAGUUUACAUGACACCAAGAUUUUAGAUUGGAACAUUUGAAAUGUCAGUUCUACAGAUAUGAGACUCAUUUGAAAUCAAACUAUAACAAUAUCAUUUUUGUACUACAUAACUUUUGUUGGUUUCGAUACAUUUCACUUAAUGCUGAAAAAUAUUGUUUAUUCCUUGUUCAAUGUAAGAUUUGGCCAGUGAAUCAAUAGAUUUGAAAAAUGAAGACUAUUUUCCUAAUUUUCAUUUUGGAAUAUUGAACCCAAUAAGGUCUCUGAAAAAUUGGUAGUUAGGUGAAUAAGAUAAAUGUUGUAGAGCUUCUUUGCUCACAUCAUUUAUUUUUUUGUUUUUUUAAUUUAACUGACAAAAAUGUUAUAUUUUACAUGAGCUGAAAAUUAAAGUUCCAAUUCAUCCACCGUAUUCACCUGAAUUGUCUUAUACCAUUUUUUAAUAGUAUUUGAGGGAUUUAAAAAAUAAAAUAAGAUAUUCCAAAAUAAAAAACAAUGUAAAAAUUUUAUUUUUCGAGUUAUAAAUUCAAAGCCAGAAGGUUUUUUCUAACAAAAGUCUAUACAUUUAAAGCCAAUAAGUUUCUUCCAAAAAAUGUAUUGAAGCAAGGAAAAGCAUUUUGAAUAAAAAUAACAUUAUUAAAGUUUGUUUUGUUUUAUUUUACUUUUCCCU
Nezara viridula (southern green stink bug) is the source of this 2615-nucleotide messenger RNA. NCBI's taxonomy places the organism in Eukaryota, Metazoa, Arthropoda, Insecta, Hemiptera, Pentatomidae. The record is from the annotation of a GenBank genome assembly.